Molecule: messenger RNA, 2856 nt
Organism: Salvelinus fontinalis (brook trout)
Lineage: Eukaryota; Metazoa; Chordata; Actinopteri; Salmoniformes; Salmonidae
Product: spidroin-2-like
Exons: 2
Coding region: 1-2856 (951 amino acids)
Source: RefSeq, a predicted model, not a curated record
AUGUGGGCAGAGAGACGUCAUGGCUGGCAGAAGGCAGGCAUCAGGAGGCUACACAGGGACCAGAGGGCCAGGGACCAGAGGGCCAGGGACCAGAGGGCCAGGGACCAGAGGGCCAGGGACCAGAGGGUCAGGGACCAGAGGGUCAGGGACCAGAGGGCCAGGGACCAGAGGGCCAGAGGGCCAGGGGCCAGAGGGCCAGAGGGCCAGGGACCAGAGGGUCAGAGACCAGAGGGCCAGAGGGUCAGGGACCAGAGGGUCAGGGACCAGAGGGCCAGGGACCAGAGGGCCAGGGACCAGAGAGUCAGGGACCAGAGGGCCAGGGACCAGAGGGCCAGGGACCAGAGGGUCAGAGGGUCAGGGACCAGAGGGCCAGGGACCAGAGGGCCAGGGACCAGAGGGACAGGGACCAGAGGGCCAGGGACCAGAGGGACAGGGACCAGAGGGCCAGGGACGAGAGGGCCAGAGGGCCAGGGACCAGAGGGCCAGGGACCAGAGGGACAGGGACCAGAGGGACAGGGACCAGAGGGACAGGGACCAGAGGGACAGGGACCAGAGGGACAGGGACCAGAGGGCCAGGGACCAGAGGGCCAGAGGGUCAGGGACCAGAGGGCCAGGGACCAGAGGGCCAGGGACCAGAGGGCCAGGGACCAGAGGGCCAGGGACCAGAGGGCCAGGGACCAGAGGGCCAGGGACCAGAGGGCCAGAGGGCCAGGGACCAGAGGGCCAGGGACCAGAGGGUCAGGGACCAGAGGGUCAGAGACCAGAGGGCCAGAGGGUCAGGGACCAGAGGGCCAGGGACCAGAGGGUCAGGGACCAGAGGGCCAGGGACCAGAGGGCCAGGGACCAGAGGGCCAGAGGGCCAGGGGGCCAGGGACCAGAGAGUCAGGGACCAGAGGGUCAGGGACCAGAGGGCCAGGGACCAGAGGGCCAGGGACCAGAGGGCCAGGGACCAGAGGGCCAGGGACCAGAGGGUCAGGGACCAGAGGGUCAGAGACCAGAGGGCCAGAGGGUCAGGGACCAGAGGGUCAGGGACCAGAGGGCCAGGGACCAGAGGGCCAGGGACCAGAGGGCCAGGGACCAGAGAGUCAGGGACCAGAGGGUCAGGGACCAGAGGGCCAGGGACCAGAGGGCCAGGGACCAGAGGGCCAGGGACCAGAGGGUCAGAGGGUCAGGGACCAGAGGGCCAGGGACCAGAGGGCCAGAGGGUCAGGGACCAGAGGGCCAGGGACCAGAGGGCCAGGGACCAGAGGGUCAGGGACCAGAGGGCCAGGGACCAGAGGGCCAGGGACCAGAGGGCCAGGGACCAGAGGGCCAGAGGGCCAGGGACCAGAGGGCCAGGGACCAGAGGGUCAGGGACCAGAGGGUCAGAGACCAGAGGGCCAGAGGGUCAGGGACCAGAGGGUCAGGGACCAGAGGGUCAGGGACCAGAGGGCCAGGUACCAGAGGGCCAGAGGGCCAGGGACCAGAGGGCCAGAGGGCCAGGGACCAGAGGGCCAGGGACCAGAGGGUCAGAGACCAGAGGGCCAGAGGGUCAGGGACCAGAGGGUCAGGGACCAGAGGGUCAGGGACCAGAGGGCCAGGGACCAGAGGGCCAGGGACCAGAGAGUCAGGGACCAGAGGGUCAGGGACCAGAGGGCCAGGGACCAGAGGGUCAGGGACCAGAGGGCCAGGGACCAGAGGGUCAGGGACCAGAGGGCCAGAGGGUCAGGGACCAGAGGGUCAGAGGGUCAGGGACCAGAGGGCCAGGGACCAGAGGGCCAGGGACCAGAGGGCCAGGGACCAGAGGGCCAGGGACCAGAGGGUCAGGGACCAGAGGGCCAGGGACCAGAGGGCCAGAGGGCCAGGGACCAGAGGGCCAGGGACCAGAGGGCCAGGGACCAGAGGGCCAGGGACCAGAGGGUCAGGGACCAGAGGGUCAGGGACCAGAGGGCCAGGGACCAGAGGGCCAGAGGGCCAGGGACCAGAGGGCCAGGGACCAGAGGGCCAGGGACCAGAGGGUCAGGGACCAGAGGGUCAGGGACCAGAGGGCCAGAGGGCCAGGGACCAGAGGGCCAGGGACCAGAGGGCCAGGGACCAGAGGGCCAGGGACCAGAGGGCCAGGGACCAGAGGGCCAGGGACCAGAGGGUCAGAGACCAGAGGGUCAGAGACCAGAGGGCCAGAGGGUCAGGGACCAGAGGGGCAGGGACCAGAGGGCCAGGGACCAGAGGGCCAGGGACCAGAGGGCCAGGGACCAGAGGGCCAGGGACCAGAGGGUCAGGGACCAGAGGGUCAGGGACCAGAGGGCCAGGUACCAGAGGGCCAGAGGGCCAGGGACCAGAGGGCCAGAGGGCCAGGGACCAGAGGGCCAGGGACCAGAGGGUCAGAGACCAGAGGGUCAGGGACCAGAGGGUCAGGGACCAGAGGGCCAGGGACCAGAGGGCCAGGGACCAGAGGGCCAGGGACCAGAGAGUCAGGGACCAGAGGGUCAGGGACCAGAGGGCCAGGGACCAGAGGGCCAGGGACCAGAGGGCCAGGGACCAGAGGGCCAGGGACCAGAGGGUCAGAGACCAGAGGGCCAGGGACCAGAGGGUCAGGGACCAGAGGGCCAGGGACCAGAGGGCCAGGGACCAGAGGGCCAGGGACCAGAGAGUCAGGGACCAGAGGGUCAGGGACCAGAGGGCCAGGGACCAGAGGGCCAGGGACCAGAGGGCCAGGGACCAGAGGGUCAGAGGGUCAGGGACCAGAGGGCCAGGGACCAGAGGGCCAGGGACCAGAGGGCCAGGGACCAGAGGGACAGGGACCAGAGGGUCAGAGGGUCAGGGACCAGAGGGCCAGGGACCAGAGGGCCAGGGACCAGAGAGCCCAUUCAAAUAUAA